AGUCUCACCGGUGCGUUAAACCUUCGCUUAAGCACUUUCCGUUCUCCCUCUCCUCCGCAUCGCUCUCUGUGUAUGUGUAAUGUCAUCGAUUGUGAGUCGAGCUAGGUCAACUUCUCUUCCGAAUUUCCUCGCAUGGCGUGCUUUGGGCUUUCGCACCAUCUGCUCCGGCCGCCUGGGCUUCGCGCCGUCUGAUCCAGGCUUGCCGGCCACCGCAGGAACCAAAAUUUUGGAAUCUUUUAAAGAGGAAUUCGAAGUCGGAUCUCGCGUCGUCACUCUCGAGACGGGGAAAAUCGCCCGCUUUGCCAAUGGUUCCGUUGUGCUCGGCAUGGACCAGACCAAAGUUCUCUCUACCGUUACUUGUGCUAAGACCAACGAGCCUCGGGAUUUCUUGCCUCUCACCGUUGACUAUCAAGAGAAGCAAUACGCGCAAGGCUUGAUUCCAAAUUCGUAUAUGCGAAGAGAAGGUGCACCAAAAGAGCGGGAGCUGUUAUGUGGCCGGCUCAUUGAUAGGCCAAUUAGACCGUUGUUUCCUUCAGGGUUUUACCAUGAGGUUCAGAUAAUGGCAAGUGUACUAUCGUCAGAUGGCAAGCAAGAUCCAGAUAUACUGGCAGCUAACGCAUCAUCGGCUGCGCUCAUGCUAUCGGAUGUUCCAUGGGGAGGGCCCAUUGGAGUCAUUCGAUUAGGAAGGAUAGGUGGCCAAAUUGUUGUCAAUCCAACUAUGGAUGAGCUUAGCUCAAGUGAUCUCAAUUUGAUAUACGCUUGCACAAGGGACAAGACUAUGAUGAUUGAUGUUCAAGCCCGUGAAAUCUCAGAGAAAGAUCUAGCAGCGGCUCUGAGGCUAGCUCAUCCAGAGGCUGUUAAGUACAUCGAUCCCCAAAUAAGAUUGGCUGAAAAAGCUGGGAAACAAAAGAAGGAGUACAAAUUGUCCAUGCUUUCUGAGAAAACUUUAGAAAAAGUGACUGACUUGGCUGCAACGCGUAUUGAAUCCGUCUUUACUGAUCCUUCAUACGGCAAGUUUGAACGUGGAGAGGCUCUAGAUAACAUUGGAAAAGAUGUGAAAAAAGUAUUUGAAGAAGAGGGCGAUCAAGAAAGCUUGAGCAUCCUUCCAAAGGCUGUUGAUACAGUGAGAAAGAAGGUAGUCCGUUCAAGGAUGAUAUCAGAUGGAUUUCGAGUCGACGGGAGACAUCUUGAUGAAGUUAGGCCCAUCUAUUGCGAAUCGCAUUACCUACCUGGAUUGCAUGGGUCAGCACUUUUCUCACGUGGAGAUACACAGGUGCUUUGUACUGUCACACUUGGAGCCCCAGGAGAUGCACAAAGCCUGGAUUCUGUUGUUGGCCCCCCGAAAAAGAGAUUUAUGCUUCACUACAGCUUUCCUCCGUAUUGUACAAAUGAAGUCGGAAAACGAGGAGGCCUUAACAGGCGUGAAGUUGGUCAUGGAACACUUGCUGAGAAGGCAUUGCUAGCUGUCUUGCCCCCUGAAGAGGCUUUUCCUUAUACUGUUCGUAUAAAUUCAGAAGUGAUGUCCUCAGAUGGCUCCACGUCUAUGGCAAGCGUUUGUGGAGGUAGUAUGGCUUUGAUGGAUGCCGGAAUUCCUCUUAGAGCUCAUGUUGCAGGUGUCUCCGUUGGUCUUGUCACUGACGUUGAUCCAUCAAGUGGAGAAAUUAAAGAUUACCGUAUAGUAACCGAUAUAUUGGGUUUGGAAGACCAUCUCGGAGAUAUGGAUUUCAAGAUUGCCGGCACACGAAAUGGUGUGACAGCAAUUCAAUUGGAUAUCAAGCCAGCUGGAAUACCGUUAGAUAUUGUUUGUGAAUCAUUAGAAAAUGCACGUGAAGCCCGCCUUCAGAUUCUUGACCACAUGGAGAGAGACAUUAAUUCCCCACGAGACCAAGAUGGGGCUUAUUCCCCUCGUCUAGCAACUUUGAAGUACACCAAUGAUGCACUUCGUAGCUUGAUCGGACCUAUGGGUGCCCUCAAGAGGAAAAUUGAAGAGGAAACAGGUGCAAGAUUGUCUAUUGAUGAUGGAACAUUAACUAUUGUUGCCAAGAAUCAGGCUGUGAUGGAAAAGGCUCAAGAAAAGGUUGACUUCAUCAUUGGUCGUGAAAUAGUUGUUGGUGGUGUGUAUAAAGGCACGGUGACCUCUAUAAAAGAGUACGGCGCAUUUGUUGAGUUCAAUGGUGGCCAACAAGGCCUAUUACAUAUGUCUGAGUUAUCUCAUGAACCGGUCUCCAAGGUUUCAGAUGUAUUACAUAUUGGCAAGUACAUUACUAUGAUGUGCAUUGACACUGAUGUCCGCGGUAACAUUAAAUUAUCACUCAAAGCACUGUUACCCAAACCCGAACGGAAACCAGUAUGUAAUCCUGAAAAAAACACGGUGGUGGAAGAGUCGUCUACAGUGUCCAUAGAAACGUCUAGUGUUGGAGAGACAGUUGCAAGCAUGCCCAGUGUUGUAGAGACACCUCAGAAAUCUAAAUUAGCAGUUCCUGCAGUUGUCAUCCGUACUGCUGUGGAAUGUGAUGAGGCAGAGAAAUCUUCUCCUGUGGACAAGAACACCAAACCCAAACGUGCUACGACACAGAAACCAGACCGGAAACUCAAAUCUACUGCCUCUAAACAGACUGCGAUGCAGAAGGAAAAGGUGGUGCUCGAAUCCACUGCUCCAGAAGAAACUCUGGCUAUCUGUGGCGAGACACUGAAGCAAGACGAGAAAUUCGAAUCCACUUCUGCUGACCUAGUAUCAUCUUCAAAAACUAAGAAAUCUUCUAGGAAGGAGAAACAAGCAGAGAACGAAAGUGAAGAGAGUGCAUCGAUUAGUCCCCGGACACUGAAAAUAGGAACAGAAAUGAUGGCCAAAGUCCACCAGGUUCGAACCCGUGGAUUGGUUCUUGAUUUAGGUGGUGGAAUCCGCGGGAUGUACAAAUUCGAGGGCGAUGAAGAGACAGAGUUUGAUAUUGGAGACGCAUUGAAGGUGAAAUGUACAAGUUUUACUUCAAAAGGAAUCCCUGUGAUGGCUUUGGUUGACGACGAGGAGGUUUAAUAUGGUAAGCUAUCUUUUCUCUUGAGAAGUUUUUGAUACGUUGAGGAGAGUACUACAGAAGAAAGAAGGAGAAGGAAAGCGCGUGAAGAAGUGAGUGGCGCGUGAAAAAUAUAGUUGGCCUUGGUUCGGUUUAGUUGUAAUACCCGGUGAUUUUGGCGUGCCGUUUGUUUCUCUUAAUUGAUAAACCGUUAUGGUGACGUAUGAUGAUGAGUUAGGAAGUUAUGAUAGGUGCGUAACGUGAGUUUCAUACUCUUUGUCCCAUUUAUGCAAAAAUACAAAAGUACGAAA
Molecule: messenger RNA, 3322 nt
Organism: Eutrema salsugineum
Lineage: Eukaryota; Viridiplantae; Streptophyta; Magnoliopsida; Brassicales; Brassicaceae
Product: polyribonucleotide nucleotidyltransferase 2, mitochondrial
Exons: 16
Coding region: 80-3034 (984 amino acids)
Biological process (GO): mitochondrial RNA 3'-end processing; mitochondrial mRNA catabolic process
Cellular component (GO): chloroplast stroma; cytosol; mitochondrion
Molecular function (GO): 3'-5'-RNA exonuclease activity; RNA binding; polyribonucleotide nucleotidyltransferase activity
Source: RefSeq, a predicted model, not a curated record